Agelaius phoeniceus (red-winged blackbird) is the source of this 3716-nucleotide messenger RNA. RefSeq names its product lysosomal associated membrane protein 2 (gene LAMP2). Lineage: Eukaryota; Metazoa; Chordata; Aves; Passeriformes; Icteridae. The record is from RefSeq and is a predicted model, not a curated record. Gene Ontology annotation, biological process: establishment of protein localization to organelle. Gene Ontology annotation, cellular component: plasma membrane; lysosomal membrane; late endosome membrane.
CGCCCCGCCCCUCACAUGACCGCUAGCGAGGUUUUUGUCGCGCCCGCUCGCCCCGGCCGCUCGCCGUGCCCCGGUGUCCCCGCCGCCGCCGGCAGCAGCAGCAGCAGCACCGCCACCGCCAUCGCCAUGGGCCCGCGCCGCUCCGCCGCCUCCUCCCGCGGCCGCCUCCUCCUGCCGCUGCUGCUGCUCGGCGUCUCUGGUUUUUUCCAGUCCUAUGCAGUUGAAGUAGAUAUAAAGGAUGCUUCUAAUGCUACAUGCCUGUAUGCAAAUUGGAUGAUGAGUUUCUUGAUAACAUAUGAAUCAAACAAUGGUGAUUAUAAAAACACAACCCUGAAUUUGUCACCCAAUGCGACACACAAUGGAAGCGUCUGUGGCAAUGACACACAGGCUGCCCUUCUGGCAGUGCAGUUUGGAGAAGGUCAUUCUUGGAGCAUUAACAUCACAAAAACCAAUGAAACUUACCAGGGAGACUUCAUCACACUGACCUACAACACCAAUGACACAGCUGUGUUUCCUGAUGCUAAGAGAAAAGGACCAGUUACUGUUCUUAUGAAGGAUCCUGCAGGUCCAGUUCAGCUGAAUACUGUCUUCGUGUGUCACAAUUACUUUGUUAUUGAAGCAGAAAAUAUAAAACAGAUUUUCUGGAAUGUUACUGUGCAGGCUUUUGUUCAGAAUGGCACAGUCAGUAAAAAAGAGACUAGAUGUCCUGCUGAUAGACCUACUUCUGCACCUACUGUUCCACCUACUAUUGCCAAUGUAACCACUGCACCUACUGUUCCACCUACUAUUGCCAAUGUAACUACUGCACCUACCACUACUGCGUCUCCUGCUCCAACUCCUCCCAAGCCUGUAGAGAAUCCAGACACAGGAAACUAUUCUCUUAAAAGUGGAAAUAAAACGUGUUUCCUGGCAACUGUGGGGCUGCAACUGAAUGUUUCCCAAGACAAGCCUCUUCUGAUCAACAUCAAUCCAAAGACAACUGUCGCAGAUGGUGCCUGUGGUAACACAACAGCCACUCUGAAAUUGAAUGAUGGAAAUAGCACACUGAUUGGUUUCACAUUUGCUGUUAAAAAUGCGAGUGCAAGUGUACAGAAAUUUUAUCUGAGGGAGGUGAAUGUUACUCUGCUCAACCGUCUGAAUGGUUCUGUCAUUUCAAGUGCAGAUAACAACAACUUAAGCAAGUGGGAUGCUUUCCUUGGUAGCUCUUACAUGUGCCGAAAAGAGCAGACCCUUCAGAUUAAUGAAAAUGUUCAAGUACAUACUUUUAAUCUAUGGAUUCAGCCAUUCCUUGUGGAGGCAAAUAAGUUUGCUACAGCCCAGGAGUGUUCGCUGGAUGAUGACAGCAUUCUAAUCCCAAUUGUAGUUGGUGCUGCACUUGCUGUCUUGAUUGCCAUUAUAGUGGUUGCUUACAUAAUUGGCAGAAGAAAAAGCUAUGCUGGAUAUCAAACUUUGUGAAUCUAAGUGUGAUUCCUGUUACAAUUUCACUCUAAACAAAGCAAGUGCAAGUUCUGAAGUCCAAAAAAGACCCAAAACUUAGGAGUAAUUACUAGCCACAGCUAAUUGGAGUUGAGAAUAAAGGGAGAAUGUUUAUCUCAGAUGAAGCAGAAUUACACUUUGUUUUCCUGCCCUAAGAAGACCAUGUGGGUUUCAUAGCUGUCUUGAAGAUGUCAAAUCCUGGAUGAGUUGCUAGGCUAAGGAUUUUAUCUUGCAAAAGUCCUAAAGCUUUUAGGAUUUAUUUCUGCUUUUUACAAAUAUUAGCCUGAAACAAUAACACGUUCUGAACUGAUGUGCAUUGGGCAUCUCCCAGAAUAGCAUAGAAUUUGUACUUGCUUCUCUCCUCUGCGUUCCUUAGUUGUUGUUGUAAUUGUGGGUUAAGCUGGCAGCAUUAGUCACUCUGUUGACUUGUACAGUAUUUAACAAGGAUUGUCUAAUGCCCAAUAGCAACUUCGUUUUCCAUAGGAUUGAACUUCAGGCUGGUGAUUAAGCGAUCUCUGGAAGUGGCAGCAGUAACUUACUUGCCUUUGUUAGGAUUUCAGUAAUUUACUCCUGCCUUGGUGUAAUUUCAGGAAUCAUUCCUAUACAGUGGCUGUACAAACAAAAUGGGUAAUUUGCCAAAUGGUGAAUAUAUGGGAAGACUUCAGUGCCGUUUCCAGAUGCUUUCAAAAAAAAACCUGUUAGGCACUGAAUUCUUUGUUAUACCUUGGCAAUCAUCUAAAACACUCACCUAAGGCAGACUUCUGCUAAAUUAAUGCAAGCUUUUUUUUGCUGGCAUCAGUUUAAAGGGAAUAACCUUUCUAAAUAUUCCAGAACUUUAAAGUGCACUUAACUUCAUACCAUACUCUGCACAGAACUGGUCUGUCUUGUUGCUUUGAAUGACCUUUAAAGAUGCUUUCAUUUAAUGAGCCAGUAUCUGUUGUUGCAGCUUGAGCUGUUUUUAAAUCUUCAUCUUGAAUGGUUCUCUGCCAGUCCAAGUUCACAUUGUAGCUGCCCGCCAUUGGCACUCUGAAUGUUGAAUGUUUGUGUUGGGUUGUUUGCGGUGUAGCAUUUAUUAAUGUUAAGAAUGCAAAAGCCAAACAAGUCUGAGAUGGACCCACAACACCUGUUUUUCCUUGCUGUAUGAAAAGAAUAGGUAGGUUAAAAAAGUGCAGUGCAACUGGACUGUUCUUUAACUGCAGCUCUGUAGAGACUAACCCUUGAUGCACAACUUUGCUCUGGGCUCCUUGUGCAUAUUCUUACUGCAUGGAAAAAAAAAAAAAGUCUUUUAGACUUUUAGAUAAUUGUGGCUUUUUUGCAUAUGUCAUAACAUGAGCUGCCUAAGCUAGUUAUUUAAUGAACAUAACAUUGUCUCCCCAUUUAGAAUGAGUUUAGCCUGCAUCAAAGCUUCUCUAGUGUUUUAUUAGUGUUCUCUAGGGUUGUAGAGAUGUCUGUGGCAUGUUUGUAUACAAAUCAUAAAAUACACUUCUUUCAGUAAUGGUUUCGUUUGGUUUUUUUUUUGUAAAGACAGUUUACUCUUGACACUAGCCAAGGAAGCAUGUAUGGGUGGAUAAUGCUUACUAUAGCUUGUAGUCUACAGCUUGAAUUUUGCAUCAGUUACUGAAAUGCAUUUUAAUGAAAGUGGGGAACUGCUAUAAGUUUAAUCAUGAAACAAGCUUCAAGACUUACCAUUUUAAUUUUUAAAAAUGGAUCUAAUGACUUUCAUAUUAAUAUAUCCUCAAAUGCAGAAGUUCAUAUAGAUUUUUUAGCUUUUUUUUUUUUUGUGAGUGAUGUUCAGUGGCACCAGUUAAACAUGCAUCUCUGUUAAGGAGUAAUCAUCACACUAUUCUUCUGACCUUGCAAAUUUUUGAACUGUACACAAUUUCCAAGUGAUAAAAUAGAAGAUUCAUGCAAACUGCUUCCUAAAAUCAGCACUAGAAAUACCAUUGCAAAAACCUGUAAGUACAUUGGCUCAGAGUUUUAAGUACUCCUAGACUGAUGUGCAGGUAACUGGUUCAAAAAACAUCAGUUUCACCUGACUUCCUGUUGUUAUAAAACCACUAGUUUUCCUGUAUGUAUUGCUCCAUAGGGAACUGUCAAUCUGUUUAACCUGUGCUCUAAAAAAUAAAGAUUGUUCUAUUUCUUAAGGAAACUUGUUCACAUUUUUUAACUGAUUUGAAAACAGACGUCUUGUAUUGUCUUUUUUUAAAGAAAAUAAACUCAAUGAGUAAGGUGAACUCUAA